GAGUAAGAGCCGAACAACAAGCUCGAGCCGCCGUAGCAACAACGUCCAGACUGUCGUUGCACUCUAACCGUACAGUUGUCCAUCAAACUAACAAACUACAGCUAUUUAACGGCUGACAAAAACAAGAAGUAUGAAGGAACAGACGCGGUUUUUCCUUUGGCUGCAACUUUUUACAGCUUGUCUGGUGUUUGGGGUAAACGGUGAUUUCUGUGAGGUGAACGUGUGCACUAAUGGUGGGACCUGUGUGACCGGGGCAGGGUCUCCAUUCAUCUGCAUCUGUCCUGAUGGCUUCUCUGGAGAAACCUGCAAUGAGACUGAGUCUGGACCUUGCAACCCCAAUCCAUGUAAGAAUGAUGCCAUCUGUGAGGUGACGGGCCACUCCCGCCGAGGUGAUGUCUUCAGCGAGUAUGUCUGCAAAUGCCAGCCAGGCUUUGAUGGAGUUCACUGCCAGAACAGUGUCCAAGGUGCAGAUUUAAAUUCAAAGAAAGAUGUAAAUGACUGCGCUGGACAGCCAUGUGAGAAUGGCGGUACCUGCAGAGACCUGGAUGGAGAUUUCAAAUGCCACUGCCCUUCCCCUUAUGUAGGAAAACACUGCCAACUUCGCUGUAUUUCUCUUCUCGGCAUGGAGGGAGGGGGCAUUGCCGAGUCACAGAUCUCAGCCUCAUCAGUCCGCUACAGCCUACUGGGCCUGCAGCGCUGGGGCUCUGAGCUUGCCCGCCUCCACAACAAGGGACUGGUUAAUGCCUGGAGUGCUGCUGCACAUGACAAGAACCCAUGGAUACAAAUCAACAUGCAAAGAAAGAUGCGCUUCACAGGAAUUGUGACACAGGGCGCCAGUCGCAUGGGCACAGCUGAGUUUAUCAAGGCCUUCAAGGUGGCCUCCAGCCUGGACGGCAGGACAUACACCAUGUACAGAACAGAUGGACAGAGAAAAGACUAUAUUUUUGUGGGGAACAUGGACAAUGACGGCACCAAGACUAACAUUUUUGACCCCCCGAUCAUUGCCCAGUACAUCCGCAUCAUUCCCGUUGUGUGUCGUAAGGCUUGCACUCUGCGCAUGGAGCUGGUGGGCUGUGAACUCAACGUGUAUUCAAACGCUUCAGGUUGUUCAGAGCCAAUGGGCAUGAAGUCCAGAUUGGUGUCUGAUCGCCAGAUUACAGCCUCCAGCACCUUCCGCACCUGGGGCAUUGAGGCCUUCACCUGGCACCCUCACUACGCCCGGCUGGACAAACAGGGCAAGACCAACGCCUGGACUGCUGCUACCAACAACCGAUCUGAGUGGAUACAGGUUGACCUUCAGUCUACCAAGAGGAUCACAGGAAUCAUCACACAGGGAGCCAAAGACUUUGGCUCUGUCCAGUUUGUCACAGCCUUCAAAGUCGCCCACAGUGAUGAUGGACAGUUGUGGACCAUAGUUAAGGACGAGACCACAAAGACAGACAAGAUUUUCCCAGGCAACAGCGACAACAACGUUCACAAAAAGAACAUCUUUGAGCCGCCGUUCUACGCCCGAUAUGUCCGCAUCCUGCCGUGGGAGUGGCAUGACCACAUCACCCUGCGAAUGGAGCUUCUGGGCUGUGACGAGUAGCGUUGCCCCCCCCCUACCUCCUCUUCUCUACCUCCUUCCCCUCUCUUUGCUUUCCUCCCUUCCCUCUUAAUUCCCUCCUUUCUUUCUCCCUGUUGAGCCACACCUGCACUGCCUUGCUCUCAGCCCUAGAGGGCAGCAAACACCAGAGUAGCACACCAUGACCUAAACCCUGGCUGGCCGGAGGUGGGAGUUGUUGCCCCUAACCAGUGUUACCAGAAGUCCAUGUGUGCCCUCUGUUUUUGUUUCCUGAACUGAUCAUUCAUCUUUUCCACCUGAACCAAAUCUGGGAUCUUUUCAGGAAGCAGAUCUAUGGACAGAUAUGAUCCAAUCUAUUGGCAAAAUAUAAAUAAAAUUAUUGUGUCCCUAAUCCCCGUGUUUGAGGUCAGGGGUAACACGACUGCUGCUGUACCAGUUGGUGCUACCUGGACUCUGAUCUUAAAUCUGUUCUUUGUGGAACAUGGAACCUCCGAGACCCACAGCUGGUGAUGUAUAUACGCUCCAUUAAAACAGCUUGCACAUAUCCUUUAAAUGAACCCUUGAGCUCCCCUGAAGAAACACAGAAUAUAUAUUAUCUUUUGAAGUUACACUGAGGGUUAUGGACAAAACUUAAUCUGAACAUAAUAUCUAAUAAUUAAUAUAUGAUUAACAUAUUGGCAAAUAACCAGAUUUUUUUUAAUGUAUUUUUAUUUGAAAAAACGACCAAAUUUACUCACAACAAACUAAAAGCUUGUAAUAUUUUAUUUUGCUUGGCAAAAAAAAAAAUAUGUGAGACUGGAAAUCUCAAGGUCAGUCUUAGAGUAGUACUAGUCUUUCUCACCAGUGGUUUAAAGAGUUAAAUUCUUGGUUUGUUACCUUUUGUUCCUUUUCAGGGCUGCUUUAAGAUGUUUAAUAUCUAUUUAAUAUCUAGUUCCAAGCUUUAGUAUAGCAGCCACUAACAGAAUAGUGUUCCUUUUUUGUACAACAGUAAAUUCUUGACCUGGAUGCUUCAAAUAAAGAUGCAAUCCACACAUAUUUUUUUGCCAGCACAUCCUCAGGUUGUUGUUGUAUUUAUAAAAAUCUAGUAUAUGGUGCACUGGUGCUGACACACAGAACAGAAAGAGGAAUCAAAUGUGUUUAAGUCUCCAUCAUUACAAACCUAUAGAGUCACUUCGCUUGUGAUCUAAAAUACCUGAGGAGACACCCGGGAUCAGAUAUUUUAAACAAAAGACAGCAGGUUUAAGAUAAUUAAGAGGUAAUUAAUAUAUGAAAGACAAAAACAACACUUUUUUCUUUAUUUGCAAAUCAUUCAAACACAUGCUGCAGUCAUUAGAGGGGAUACAAUUUUUCAAAACAUUUAAGAUCACUCAGAAAAUGUUUUUUGUUUUUUUACAGUUAUUGCAGUCUUUCAUGUGUUAUUAGCUAUAGCAGAUAUAUUUUACUUUUAUAAAGUCACAUUUGUGUUCUGGUUAUAAAAGUCUCAAAUCUGGACCCCCUACUCAACUUAUGUUUUACUGAAAUAACAGUAUUAAAUCUGUAAAUAUAUGUAUUACCAGAUGCAAGCCUAAAACUAAACGGAUGUCGUCUCAGGUCAAGGUAGAUCUGCUCCAAAUAUUCACACAGUUUCACUUUUUUAUGGCACUUUUAUGUUCGUGUUUUGAAAGUAUUAAAAACCAAAAAAAAAACUGUGCUGUGCAUUGAAGAACAAACAUAGAUUUUGCUGUUAUGUGUAUAGGUAAGCAGCAGAGAAAUCAAGUUUGCAGUUCAGUGUCUGUUGGAUUAAACUGAGUUUUGAAAGUGGUGUGUGUGCGUGUGUAGGGGGGAAGGGGUUUGGGUUUAACAUUCAUAUACGCAGUACGUUUGUACUGGGAUCUGCCUGGAUUGGUAGACGCUAAUGUUUGCAGCAGAUCAUUUACUUUGGGUCCAGCAUUAUGCCUCCAGUUCAAAGCUGCAGCCCUGCUGAUAAGAUACCAAAUUAAAGCUGAUUUUAACGCUUCCACUGGACAUGACACAAGCCUCCAUAUCAUCAGCUUUCUGCCACCCUGUCACAGUAUUCUAAACCUUUCCACCCCAUGAAUUAUGAAUUAUGGGCUUGUGCAAUAUUAUACUGUGUUAGUUUUGAUGACAAUAAAUAUUAAUUCAGGAUCCCUAAAAAAUGCAUGAGGGGACAGCAGUGCCACUGAGAGGUCGCGGAUAGAUGUCGGUGUCAAACACUGUACAGUAUUUAUUAUCGGCGCAGAUGAUUCCAGGCAGCAGGCAGCCCUCUUAGCCACGUCUGCAUGCGUUUUAUUGGUUAAUAGUUGCUCAGUUUAAGUUUCCACUUUACUGGUGACAUUUUUUCUAGAUAGUCAUCAGCAUUGAAGUUAUAGAUAUCUUGUUCCCCUGUUCUGGCUUUUUUUUCUGAUUGAUCAAAAAGAAACUGAUGAUAUUGAUGUGUUUUAUGUAUUAUGAGUUACUGACUGUUGACCUCUGAAUUUUGGCUGGUUUUGAAGCUUUUAAAAAAAAAAAAAAUUAUUAUUCCAGUCUUGUGUUUCUAAGAGGACCUUGUGUUUGGCCUUUGUAUCUUUUAAAAUGAACGAAUAAAUAAAGAAAACUGAAAAACUGUCA
This is a messenger RNA of Maylandia zebra (zebra mbuna), 4171 nucleotides long. It is a transcript of the gene mfge8b, whose product is annotated as milk fat globule EGF and factor V/VIII domain containing b. Gene Ontology annotation, molecular function: calcium ion binding; signaling receptor activity. The record is from RefSeq and is a predicted model, not a curated record. Gene Ontology annotation, cellular component: plasma membrane. NCBI's taxonomy places the organism in Eukaryota, Metazoa, Chordata, Actinopteri, Cichliformes, Cichlidae.